GCGCGGGGAGAUGCGAGAGAGCAGCGCGACGAGUCGCGGGGGUGGUUCAACCGAGGGGACCGAUGGGAUGAGUCACGAGGGCGAUAUGACUCGGGGGACCGCCGGAAUGAUUCGCGAGGGCGGUAUGAGCAAGGAGGGUUUGGAGGAGACCGCCGCAACGAUUCCCGCGGUCGGAAUGAGAGGGGGAUAUGGCGUCUCAUCAGAACCAUAUCCCAAGUCGCCUGACCCCAGGGCAGCCAGGAGUUCGAUCUCUAGAAGCGCAGACGACAGACCAUCUACUCCCAGGAACUCAUGCGUCUACCGUAGAGGAGAAGAUCAUAUCAAGAGGGAUCGCCCGGACCUCAAACGGGCAAUAGAUGAGGGACUUGUCGUGCUUGACGACCGCAAGUACGUCAAGUGGGCAGAUGGUCUGGGAGAUGCAUCGAUGUUCCCUUCGAUGAAGGAGAAUGUCGAAGCAAGGAGAGUAAAGCCUAGUAAAGAAAAGGAGCCGGUCAGGAUCCAGAGCAUCAAGAUAACCUUUGAGGGGGAUAUGGCGACCACACCCAUAAGGGUGGCAGCCACCAAGUCGGCGAGAGGGUCUACAUCGAAGAAGACUGACACGGAUUACGUGAUGGCGGAGAAGGACGAGCAGCGGGUCGAUGGAGAGGAGGUUAUCCUUUCGCCGCGAAAGAGGGGACUGAAGAAGUUCUUAAUGAAGAGUUCGCUGGACGAGAUUGACACGGUCGAGCCACUGAGGCGGGCCCUUCAGCAACCCAUGCAGUGCUUUAUGCUGGAGUACCUGCCGGCAUCGAAGCCGGCUCAUGAUGAGUUACAGAUGAUCACGCGGAAGACUCGCAUACCUCUAUCGGAGGAGGGACAGGGGGCCCCUAAGGCGGAAGCUUCUACAGUAGCAAUAACGGGGGUGACUGCCAGAGCGGAUCGCAUGGCGACAGUCCUUCUCGAUGGAAUGGAAGRUGUGCCUCCAGACAAGUUUUAUAUACUUGGUAGCGGGGCCGUGGAGACGAUUAUAAACGAUGGAGCCGUACUCGAUGCUGUGAUCGAUAACGGCAGUGAGGCUGUCGUCAUAGACGAGGACGUGGCAGUACAGGUUGGACUGGGCCUCGAUAGGUCAUACCUAUUCGAGAUAGAGACGGCUGAUGGGAGAAAGCAACAGAUCACUGGGGUUUGUCACAAGGCAGCCAUAGAGGUCCAAGGGGUACGAGUGACCCUGCCUGUCUUUGCAGUCAAGAACUGCAGCUCCGACCUGCUCUUGGGUCGAACGUGGCUGAGCCACGUGCAUGCGGUGACGAUAGAGCGACCUGAUGGGAGCCAAACAUUGUCCAUUAAGAAGCCAGACAGGACGCGGGUAAUGAUUGAGACAGUGGAGCCUCGGGACCCGAGGAACAGAGCAGCUCUCGCUGUGGGUGCGAGACCCAGUGAUCAGAUUAAGUCGUUACCUAUCUUCGGCCGCGCGGUGCGAUUUCGCGAGAAGAAAUAUGGACCACUUCUCACAGAGGAAGAAGGUCGGAUCGUGGAGGUGGAAGAUUUAGGGAGUCGGCUAAUAGUGGACGGCAACUCGUACCCAAAGGAAAAAGAUGAGGAAUUUGGCGGGCCAGUAAACAAGGAUGAGGCAGAGGUUAAACCUGGAGUUAGAAGAUUCGUCGAGCAGCACCUAACGGAUAUUUGUGCGGUACUCGAGCAGCUGGACGAUGCGAAUCUAACAGUCAGUGGAACAAAGAGCCGAUGGGCCGUCUCGACUAUUAAGAUCUUGGGCUUUAUCUGUGACUCGAGGGGACGCCGAGCAGAUCCGGCGAAGUUAGACAAACUUCUGAACUGGCCGUCACCAUUACAUAGUCCAACCGAGUUCCGGCAGUUUUUGGGAGUGGUCGGUUAUGCGGAGAAGGCUGAGCCAUUGAGACUACUCCUUCGAAAAACUGAGAAAUUCUACUGGGAUUCCUCGCAGGAACUCGCUAUGCAAGAGCUUAAAGAUGAAUUUAAGGAGGGAGGACGCGUACUGGGCGUGCCGUUCUUUGAUGAUGAGGCUGGGAGACCCUUCAUAGUAGCCACGGAUGCUGGACCUUGUUCGGUAGGAGGGUUGCUGUCUCAGAAGGACGCUGAAGGGAAGGAAAGACCAUUAAGAUUUGAGAGUAGGACACUUAAUACGGCAGAGCGAAACUACAGUCAAUUCAAGAAGGAAGUAUUAGCUGUUCUGCGGUGGUUGGUGGAUAUGGCGGUAGAGGUGGUAGGAGUGGAGGAGGUCGGCGGGGGGGUGUUGCUAGAGGAGGCUGUGGAGGUUGGAGUGGUUUGCACUGUGGAGGUUGGAGUAGUUUGCACUGUGGGGGUUGGUGUGGUUUGCACUGUGGGGGUUGGAGUGGUUUGCGUGGUGGUGACGACCGUGAUGGGGGGGGUGGUCCCUUCGAGCGUGGUGACGCGGUCGCAUAAGGAUGACACGUUGGCCUUUAUGUCGUCGAGAGAGGCGGUGACGGAGUUGAGUGCGUGGAGGAUGGCAGAGAGGUCGGCGGUGGCGGUGUUUGCUGGUGGUUGUUCGCCGGCGAGGUUGCGGGCGAUGCCAUCGACUGAGUCGGUGCGGAUGUCAGACAUGUUGAUGGAGGAUGCGGCCAUGUCGGGGGAAGAGGGGGUGGAGGACGUGGCCUGAACCGGGGUGGAAGAUGCAGCAGCAGCGGUGGCGGCGGCGGCAACACGUUGGGAGUUCUAGGUUUGGCGUGGUGGCAUGUGGAGGGUGGGGGGGGGGGGAAUCCCUUAUUUAUUCAAAAAUAAAGAUAAUCGCCAAAAUUUUUCAAAAAUAAAAUAAUAAUAAUAAUAAUAAAAUAAAUAAAUAAAUAGAAUAAAUUCUGAUUUAAAUU
This is a messenger RNA of Chara braunii, 2843 nucleotides long. NCBI's taxonomy places the organism in Eukaryota, Viridiplantae, Streptophyta, Charophyceae, Charales, Characeae. The record is from the annotation of a GenBank genome assembly.